CGCAAAAUAAUCGAAGCUCUGUGGAAACCGAAGCGUUUUCAGGCAAAAGUCUUUUUUUAAACAUGACCGACGCUGAAAUCUGCUGAAAAUCGGCUUCAGACAGUUUCAGUUACAGUGGAAGUUCGUUUAAAAUCGUUUUUUGUCUCUCCAGUAUUCCAGAUAUACAUAACGAAUGUAUUUUUAGUUGAAAAUUCCAACUCACGCGUACCAUAUUAACACUUUUCGAGUGGAUUUUCGUAUAUACGUUAAAAUGUUUCUCUCUAAUUGUUUGUGACCUCGGCUUCUUUAACUUAUUGGAUUUACUUAUUGUGGAAAUUUUGUUUGUUUGUUCAAAAUGCCUUUGUUCAAAAGAAAACAGGAGAGGAGGAAGUCUCUUUCUAGGAAAGAAAUUUCUUUGGCUCGAUUGGAAAAUUUCAGGAAGGAAGUGAUUACAGACCAUCACACCAUCCAAUUAAACGAUCUCUGCCGAAAACUUCAAACUGACAAAGAAAAUGGACUGACUCCACAACAAGCAGCCGCCGUUCUGCAAAAAACGGGACCAAAUCAACUAACUCCUUCUCACAAAGUGCCUGAAUAUAUUAAGUUUAUUAAAACACUAACACAAGGUUUUUCGUUAUUAUUAUGGAUAGGAGCCGGCCUUUGCUUCACUGCUUGCCUUAUUAGAAAAGUUACAACAGAAGAAACAGAUACAGAUAAUCUUAUAUUAGGAUUGGUGCUUGUUGUAGUAGUUGUUGUUACUGGAUGUUUUAUGUAUUCCCAAGAACACAAAAGUCAAAAGAUUAUGGAAUCAUUUGCUAACAUGGUUCCCCCAAAAGCAACUGUGAUAAGAGGAGGAGAAACAAUGACCAUUGUUUCCAAGGAGAUAGUAGUAGGUGAUCUAGUAGAAAUGAAGUUUGGAGAUCGGAUACCAGCUGAUAUUAGAAUAAUUCAUAGUCAAGGAUUUAAGGUAGAUAAUUCAGCUUUAACAGGUGAAUCGGAACCCCAAUACCGCGGAACUGAUUGUUCAAGUGACAACAUAUUAGAAACUAAGAAUUUUGCCUUUUUCUCCACUAAUGCUGUAGAAGGAACCGCAAGAGGUAUCGUCUGUGAGACUGGUGACCGAACAGUAAUGGGAAGAAUCGCUGGUCUAACAGCCCGUCUGCAACCAAACAAAACACCAAUCGCUAGAGAAUUAGAACAUUUCAUGAAAAUCAUCAGUGUGUGGGCUUGUUUCCUUGGUUUUGUGUUUGGAUCAGCUGCUCUAGCUAUGAACUAUUCUUGGAUUGAAGCUUCUCUGUUUCUUAUAGGAAUUAUUGUCGCUAAUGUACCUGAAGGUCUCCUUGCCACAGUAACUGUCUGCCUAUCAGUAACUGCCAAAAGGAUGGCAGCUAAAAAUUGCCUUGUAAAGAAUUUGGAAGCUGUUGAAACGCUGGGCUCCACUUCCAUUAUCUGUUCCGACAAAACUGGAACUCUCACUCAGAAUAAAAUGACGGUGUGCCAUUUUUGGUGCUACAAUCAAAUUAUGGAUGCUGAUUCUACCAUCCAACAGGACCAUGCGAAGGACUACAAUAAAUCAGAAAGUUUCCAGACUCUAAUGCGUUGUGCCACGCUUUGCAAUAGAGCAGAGUUUGUCCAUGGUGAAGAAAAUAAACCAGUUCUGAGUCGUUUGGUACGAGGAGAUGCAUCUGAAGAGGCUAUUCUAAAAUUCGUCGAGUUAACACAUAUUCACGGAGAUCCCACUACGUUCAGGCACAACAAUCCCAAGUUAAUAGAAAUACCCUUCAGCUCUGUUACUAAAUACCAGAUCAGUAUUCAUGCAAUGCAAGAAGGUGGCUGUCUAAUGGUAAUGAAAGGAGCUCCGGAGAGAAUUUUAGCCCGUUGUUCACAUAUGUGCACUGCAAAGGGCACAGAGGCAAUGACCGACGAAAUGCGAAUGGCAUGUGACAAAGCAAUGACGGAAAUGGCUGAAAAGGGUGAAAGAGUCCUUGGUUUUGCAGAUCUUAUGUUAGACAGCACCUACACGAAAGAUUAUAAGUUCUGCGCCGAACCAGCAAACUUUCCGAGAAAAGAUCUUAGAUUUGUUGGAUUUAUGUCUUUGAUUGAUCCUCCACGGCCUCAAGUGCCCGACGCCGUUCAAAGAUGUAGAAGUGCUGGUAUAAGGGUUAUCAUGGUUACUGGUGACCACCCUAUAACAGCUAAGGCCAUCGCUAAGCAAGUCGGUAUAAUCAAGUGUACGGACGUGAUUGACGCUUUUAAUAUAAACGUUAUUGAGACGCUGCCGCCAAACAUCAAAAACAAGGCAAUAGUCAUUCACGGUUCGGCUUUAAGGGAUGCUACCAAUCAGGAACUGGACAAUAUCCUGUAUAAUUUUAGAGAAAUUGUGUUUGCCCGAACUUCGCCCACACAGAAACUGCAUAUAGUUGAAGGGUGCCAAAGGCUUGGAGAAAUAGUUGCUGUCACUGGUGAUGGUGUCAAUGAUGCUCCAGCUUUGAAGAAAGCCGACAUCGGUAUAGCUAUGGGUAUCUCAGGAUCAGAAGUAUCCCAACAAUCUGCAGACAUGAUUCUUCUGGACGAUAAUUUCGCAUCAAUUAUUACCGGAGUGGAAGAAGGGCGUAGGAUAUUUGAUAAUUUAAAGAAGUCUAUAGCUUACACUCUUGCGUCAAAUGUGCCUGAAAUUCUACCUUUCCUGGGCUUCGUACUUCUCAACAUUCCACUUCCAUUAGGUGUUAUGGCCAUUUUGUGUAUAGAUUUACUGACAGAUAUGUUACCUGCAAUCAGUUUGGCUUACGAAAAAGCGGAAAGUGAUAUCAUGAGCCGUCCACCCCGAAAUCCUAAAAAAGACAAACUGGUUACAAGAAAGUUGUACUUCUUAGCUUAUGGUCAUAUUGGUAUGAUAGAAGCUCUCUGUGGAUUUUUCGUAUACUUUGCUAUAAUGGCUGAAAAUGGAUUUAUGCCUAGGGAUUUAUUUGGCUUACGUGCCCGAUGGGAUUCAGAAAAUGUAAAUGAUUUAAUGGAUUCUUAUGGACAAGAAUGGACGUAUCAACACAGAAAAGAGUUGGAAUAUACUUGCUACACAGCUUUUAUGAUAUCCGUAGUCGUGACUCAAUGGGCAGAUUUAAUUGUAUGCAAAACUAGAGUCAAUUCUAUUUUUGUACAAGGAAUGGGAAAUAUGAUACUUAAUAUUAGUUUAAUAGUCGAAACUGUAGUUGCUUGCAUGCUGUCAUAUAUUCCUGGAAUGUAUUACUUGAAGUUUUAUCCAAUCUUGUUUAGAUGGUGGUGUUACUCAUUUCCUUUUGCAGUGUUCCUUUUCAUCUUCGACGAAUUCAGAAAAUGGCGCUUGCGCAAGAAUCCAGACGGAUGGUACCGCAAAGAAACUUAUUACUAAUUUUAUUUAAUCGUAGAACGUUUUUAAUGUAGUUUAUAAUUUUGUAGUUAAACAAAAACCUUAUUAAUAUAUACUUGAAUAGAUAAAUAUAUGUAAGACUCAGGUAGUUCGUAAUUUAAUGGUUAAUUUUAUUAUUGCCGUGUUUUUGUAAAGUGGUUCAUUAGUUUCGUUACCGAGUAGUUGUUAUAGUUCUUCCAUUAUAUCUUUGAACAUGCAUGAAAUUAUUCACAAAUUACUUUUUUUACUCACAGAAACUACACUCACCGUUACAAAAUUCCGCCAUUCAAGUUUGACAAUUUAUAACUUUAUUAUUUGUCCUCCGAUUUUCAAGAUUCUUGCAUCAGUUUGCAGGUACAUGUAUUGACGUCGUUUGUUGUUAUUCCGCUAACAAAAAAAUUUUUCUUACAUGGCAUUAUACGGAGGUGAAUGGAAACGUAUUUUCCCCUAAUUUUAAAAAAUUCUGUGGAAAAAUUGAAUAGCUGAUUUUGUUUCAUGGUCCUAUAAUAUUAUCCCGGAGGCAUUAUUAAAAUUUUAUUUUUUUAAUAAUCCGAAUAUCUCUUUUCUUGUAAUAGCUGUAUAAUUUUUUGUAACUAAAAACACUGAUUAACUCAGUGAUACUCAACCUGCGGCCCGCGGGCCGCAUGCGGCCCUCUAUCUUUUUCAUGCGCCCCGAAGGCUCACUAAAAGGCCCUGUAAACGAUCAAAUUAUUUGUCAAAUUUCACGUGUUUGUCAAAUUAUUUGAUAGUGUGCCGCUGUGUUUAAAGCGUGUUUGUGCGUGAUUGGGAAAUUAUAUUGAAAUUUUUAAGAACUCUGGCAUAAAAAGCAGGUACUUUUAACUUUUAGAUAAUAAUAAAUUAUUAAAGUUAAUGAACAGAUACCAAUUUUAAAAAUAAUCAACACUUAUUUACUAGAUACAUUGGAACAACCCAUUUAGUAAUCACAAGAAAAAUCCAAGACCGGAUUAACAAAAAAUAUAAAGUGAUUGUGGCCUUGAAACAACAUGCUGUUUCAAUUUUCAAGAUUUAUUUGCACAUUUGAAAAGAGCACAAAAACAGUUUACAGGUUCGCUUUAAUUUUGGACACAAAAAAUUUUAAUGACUUUAAUUUUGACAUUAAAUAUACUGAAAUUUUUAAGAACUCUAAUAUUAAAGAGCAGGUUUUUAAAGCACUUUGAAUAAUAAAUUACUAAAUUUAAUAAAUAAAUAUUCGUCUUAAAAGUAAUCCAUAAUUACAUUGGAAUGACACUUACUUAUCACAACAAAAACCCAGGUUUGAAUUACCAAAAAAAUAUGAAAUAAUUGUGACCUUGAAACAACACCCUGUAUAUUAAAAUUGUCAAAAUCCGUUUGCACAUUUGAAAAUACUACAAAAACAAAGUUUAAUUGACCGCAUCAAUUUUUUGUGAUUAAUUUGGAAAUUAAACCGAAAUUUUUGUUGUGAGUUCUUAAAAAAAUUCGGCAUAAUUUCAAAAUUAAUUGAAGUCAUUAAAUUGUCUGCGCAAAAAAUGAAGGUGAACCAUUAAACUUAGUUUUUUGUGGUCUUUUCAAAUGUGCAAAUGGGUUUUGAAAAUUUCAAUAUACAGGGUGUUGUUUCAAGGUCACAAUCACUUUAUAUUUUUUGUUAAUCUGGACCUCUAUUUUUUUGUGAUUGGUAGUAAGUGGGUCGUUCCGAUGUAGUAACUAAGUAUUGAUUAGUGUUAAAAUGAGAAUGUAUUCAUUAAAUUCAAUAAUUUAUUAUUAAAAGUGCUUUAAAAAUCUGCUUUGUAAUCUCUGUUCUUAAAAAUUUGCGAGAUUAAAAAAAAGUGAUUUUUCUGCGGAAAACAUUAAAGCGAACCUAUAAACUCAGUUCUUUGUGCUCUUUUGAAAUGUGCAACCGUGUUUUGAAAAUUUAAAUAUACAUACAGGAUGUUGUUAAGGUCACAAUGAAUUUAAGUAUAAUUUUUUAAUCCGGACCUAAAUUUUCUGUUCUUAAAAAUUACUGCGUGAUUAAAAAAAAGUGAUUAAAUUUUCUGCGGCAAUCAUUAAAGCGAAGCUAUAAACUCAGUUCUUUGUGCUCUUUUCAAAUGUGCAAACGGGUUUUGAAAAUUUCAAUAUACAUACAGAUAAGAUUAGAAUGGCCCGCAUGCAACCCAGAUCUCAAUCCUAUUGAGCAUUUAUGGGAUGAAUUAAAAAUAGCUAUUCGCCGUCUCCUAGGCCUCCAGAAAAUUUGGUACAGUUAUGGCCCUGGUAGAGGAAUAUCGGGCUAUUCCCGAGGCAAGGAUAACACAUCUUUAUUCGAUGCCAAACAGAUUGCGAGCAGUCGUUGCUGCGAGAGGUGGAUAGGGGUCGACCAGACAAGAAUUCUUGUCUUGACAAUAACUUCUUGUCUUGUCUUGAGAAAAAAUCAAGGAAUUUAAAAAAAUCUUGUCUUGACGUUUUCUUGACAUCUUAUAUCUUGUCUUGACUCAAGAAAUUUCAACAUCUUGAAAUUUCUUGAUUACCCGGUCAGGUGAUUCCCGGCGACCGACCUUUUUAUUGCGUUGCGUGCUAACACCGAAUCCACUGCCACUGGGGGAGUCCUCGAUCUGCAUUUGUUUCCUGACGAACGCAAAAUUGAUCUGUAGUUGCAUGCUUAAAAUAAGCAUUUUGUAUGUUUUGCACAUAUUCUAAACUGAGCUGUCUAGGAUUUGAUAAAAAUUAUUGAAUCAAAUCGAAAUAGUUUAGACAUCGAAAGGGAUUUUGAUUAUUUGGAGAACCAGAUCGAAGCAGAAAAUCAUAUAAAUGAGACUGCUUUAGAUUUCAACUCUCCUGUAAGUAAAAUUAAAUACCUUGUCAAAAAAGAUCAAAAACUCAGGGCAAAUGCAACUUAAACUUAACAGUGCUUGCGAGGCCAUAAAUUGUAAGAUGACUAUGCCAAAAUUAGAUGUGCCUAAAAAUGGCAUUUAACUUUCAAGAUGCUAAUAUGGGAUUUGAGUGUAAAAAAUGAAGUAUAUUUUGCAACAACAUAGAAAAUCUAAAUAAUUGCAAAAUAUUAGAUAAAGAAUGGGUUCUGAUCAGUAAAUUUUGUCAGUAUCUGAGAAGCUUUAAAACACUUUCUUCAAUACUCGAAAGGGAAAUAUAUUGCACACUCCGAUUGGUGGUAAUUGGAGUAAACUUACUUUUAGACAAACUGGAAAUAUUGAGCUCCGAAUGAUCUACAGAAUCCAAUACCAGAGCCAGCACUUAGUCUAAGAAAAGAAGAUAACGAAUUUGAUGUAGAUAUUACUUACCUAUUUAAGAAAGCUGAUAAGGAUAACUUUUACAAUCUUGGAAGUAUGAAAUUGAAAAAUACAUAAAUGAGCCUAAGUCAUUCUUUUAAUAUUGUACAGAAAUUUUGGGUUUUUUUGCGAAUUUAAGAAACUGGUUGGAAAUGUUGAUCGUGGAAUUGAUUUCGCUACUGAUACAUAGGAUAAAGCUUGGUUAUAUUAUUAAGACGUAUUGACUGUUUGGGUAUCUGCUACGCCACUGCUCAUGUAGUCAAAAGCAAUUACGUUUUUAUCAUAAAAUUAUACCAAAAUUAACUUCUAUUUAUUAUGGUAAAGGUUCAGCUUUUUAUCCAUUUUUAAAUAAAAAUAAAUUGCCGAUUGUAAGGCAAUCUUGUUUAAAUUUUUCUUCCGGGUUUGUCACAGUUGCAACAAAAAAUAAACCUCAACUAAUAAUGAGUGAUUUAUACACACAUCUAUUUCUAGUUGAAGGUACGCUAAUGCCACAGUUUUUGCACUAUGUUUUACAAAGCACGACCAAGUGCUCUUAGGCAAGCCGUUUCAUGAAAAUAAAACACAGAUAAACAAAUCUUGAAGUCCGCCUACCAAUGAAACGAGUGUGAUUCAUGCUCAUAAAACAUUUUUAUUUUCGGAGAGUUUCAUAAAUGGUCGGACGUCUAUUUGUUUAGCAGUGUUUUAUUUCCAUGAAACGUCAUUUACGUUUCAUGUUUCUUUGAUGUGCCUUAGACUUAGUGUGUGAACAUCGGCUCGCACGAGCCGAGCUGGUAUAUUUUAUAUCGGGCAGUUUUAAUCUUUGCGCCGCCUUGGGACAUUUUUAAAAGACCUACCUGUUUCUUGGGCCGAGAUAGGCACUGCCCGCUUUAACAAUAACAAAGCCAAGAGAUCGGCUAGGCGUUGACUCCAUGAGAAGUGUUAUCUGCCUUAAUUCAUGGCGUAUCAAUUCCGAUUUAAAAAUGUGCUAAAUUUGUUAUUUAAAAUAAAAUAUAGUUUGUAAUUUUAUUUUCAACAGGAUUAGGUAAGUGUCAUUAAUUAUUAUUUUUAAUUUACAUUUUUGUAAAUCGUUUUAGCAAAAAAAGUGUUCAAUAAAUUAAAAUAUGUUAUGUUAUAUUAAAAUAAUCUUUUUCUAAUACUCUUUUUCACAAAUAAAUACGUUUUAGGGUUUUCAUUAUUAGUCACGAUAUUUCAAGAUUUCUUGUUUUCUUGACAAGAAAUCUUGGUAUUGACAUAAAAUUUCUUGUCUUGUCUUGAAAUCUAAAAUUACUUCUUGUCUUUGAUCUUGUGUUGAAAUCAAGACAUGAUCAAGACAAGAUCUUGAAAUUUUCAAGAAGUUGGCGACCCCUAGAGGUGGAUAUACCCGCUUUUGAAUUGUUUUGUUUUGUUGUUAAUUUUGUUUUGUACUGUUAAUUUUAGUGCGUUUGAUACUUUUAAUUAAAUAAACCUUCAAAGCAGUGUUUUUAUUUACAGGAUAAUUCAAAAAACAAAAUCUUCGGGAUAUCUCCAAGCUAAUACGAAAGGAGUAUGAAACAAAAUCCGCCCUUCAAUUUUUCCACGGCAUUUUUUAAAGUUAGAAGAAAAUACUAUGCUUACAUUCACCCCCGUAUAAUGCUAUCUAAGCAAAAAAGAUUUGUUAUCGGAAUAAUAACAAACGACAUCAAUACAUGUACCUACAAACUAAUGCAAGAGUCUUGAAAAUCGGAGUACAAAUAAUAAAGUUAUAGAUUGUCAAACUUGAUCAAAAGUUUUGGGUGGCGGGAUUUUGUGCCGGUGAAUGUAGUAUCGCAAAUACGGCCACCGGUAAUAGCCACAUCCUAAUUAUUAUUACAUUUUUAUUAAUUAAUUUAUUACAUUUUAUUAAUUAAUUAUUAAAUUAUUACAUUUACAGUACAUAUCAAUGAUAUUACAUAUCGACGUACGUUUCACUGAAUGUUUUGAUUUAACUUGUUUGCAAAUGAAUUAUGACGUUUGUGCAAAGAUAUAGUGGAACAACUAUACCAGUUCAUCAAUUGUAUUUUAUUUAAAAGCUGCAAUAAAUUGGAAUCUCAUCAUUAUAA
Molecule: messenger RNA, 8657 nt
Organism: Diabrotica virgifera virgifera (western corn rootworm)
Lineage: Eukaryota; Metazoa; Arthropoda; Insecta; Coleoptera; Chrysomelidae
Product: sodium/potassium-transporting ATPase subunit alpha
Exons: 15
Coding region: 335-3364 (1009 amino acids)
Biological process (GO): intracellular sodium ion homeostasis; sodium ion export across plasma membrane; potassium ion import across plasma membrane
Cellular component (GO): membrane
Molecular function (GO): ATP hydrolysis activity; ATP binding; P-type sodium:potassium-exchanging transporter activity
Source: RefSeq, a predicted model, not a curated record